GCCAUAUUGAAUCAGGAAAUCCAGGCUGGAUGUCAGUAAACAUCCACGUCAACAAACAGUUAGUGUUUCAGAGCCGAGGAGAAAUUUAUCCUUUUUUUUUCCGCUUCCCUCUCAGACUGAUGUGUUAUUAAAGAGGGUUUUUGGGGCGGGCUGGUGAGCAGAGGACCAGAAUAAUGACUUCGCUGACGCAGAGGGCCUCGGGCCUGGUACAGCGGCGGACCGAGGCUUCGCGUAACGCCGCCGCCGACAGAGAGAAGAGCUCCAACGGGGACGAGUACGAUGAGCGCCGCGGGGAGGAGGACGAGGAUGAGUGGGGAGACUCGAAGGAAACACGGCUCACACUGAUGGAGGAAGUGCUGCUUUUAGGAUUGAAGGACAGAGAGGGUUACACGUCAUUCUGGAAUGACUGCAUAUCUUCAGGUCUGAGAGGCUGCAUGCUGAUCGAGCUCAGCCUCCGAGGACGACUGCAACUUGAACCUUGCGGCAUAAGGAGGAAAAGCCUGCUGGCCAGAAAGGUGCUGUGCAAAUCCGAUACUCCCACAGGAGACGUGUUGCUAGAUGAGGCGCUGAAACACGUGAAAGAAACGCAGCCUCCUGAGACGGUGCAGAACUGGAUCGAGUUGCUCAGUGGAGAGACGUGGAAUCCCAUGAAACUUCACUACCAACUUCGCAAUGUUCGUGAACGUCUGGCAAAGAACCUGGUGGAGAAAGGUGUGCUGAGCACAGAGAAGCAGAACUUCCUGCUAUUCGACAUGACCACACACCCUCUGAGCAACAGCACGGUGAAGCAGCGCCUUGUCAAGAAGCUCCAGGAAGCCAUGCUCGACAAGUGGGUGAGGGAGCCUCAGCGCAUGGACAAGCGUCUGCUCGCUCUCAUCCUCCUCGCACACUCCUCCGACGUACUGGAGAACGCUUUCGCACCGCUGCAGGACGAGCAGUAUGAGCUCGCGACGAAGCGCGUACGCACGCUGCUCGAGCUCGAACCCGAGACCGAGGCAACCAAAUCCGGUGCCAACGAGCUGCUCUGGGCUGUCGUGGCCGCUUUCACCAAAUGAACCUGUCUGAUAACGGAAGAGAUGGAGAGAGUGGACUUGAUGAUCAACAAACCUGCUGGAGAGAAGGAGAUAUUAUUAUGGCUGCUUGCACUAAAUGAAAGGGAAUAAAAGAAGACUUGGAACUCAGUCUAUGGAUUUAUAGCUUGGGUUAUACUGGGCUGGAUUGGAGGUGGUGGGAUUAUUAUAAUGGUAGAAUUCCUGAUAAUGAAGGAAAUUGUUGUUAAUGAUUAUAAUAAUAACGUUUCUCAUUGAACUUGGUCUAGUUCAGAAAAUAAUUGUUUCUCAGAGAUUUUCGAGAAGAACUUGAUCUGCUUAUACACAGGUAUCCGACAAUGCACUUUCAGCAAGAACGGUUCUGCUAUCUGGUUCUAAAAUCACUGCCCUCAUUUCUACCUUAAAAUAUAGGAGUGGUUUGGUGGAAAAAAAAAAUGUACAAUGUACAAAAGUGCACAACGAUCUGUUGGUACAAGCGAAUAGAGUUUACGCUUGGGUUGUGGGUUGACCUGUCGAACAAGUGAAAGAACCUUUUCUUUCUCGGAGAACCUUUUUCAGAGAUGUUAGAUGUUGAACGUGUCAUGGCCGAUCAGAGACAUGAAAUUGGGUUGUUUUUUGUAAUUUAUUGCUUGAACGUGCAAUCUCUCCUACCCCUCCUUUUCGACCAACAAGGAACAGCUUAAGUUCUGAUUCGUGCACCAAAUUUUGAACCGUUCAGUCGUGGGCUUCCCAAAAGCUUCUUAACUAGGAGAGAGAGUGUUCGUUGUACUGCUCGCUCUACCAUUUAACAAUUAUCUUUGUGCUACGAUGCUUUUGGGAAACUCAGCACCAAGCAUUUCGACCAUAAAUAAAUUGGUUCAGAAACUGAAAAGUUGGUUUCCAGCCAGAACCAAACGAUAACUGGUUUUUCCAGCAUGAACCAUCAGUGGGCGUGUCUUUAGUUUGGACAGGAAGUACAGUGCAGCAAUGGGAAACGAUGCAUCUUCAGAAUGGAAAAUAUCUGCAGUAAUUGAAAAAUCUCGUAGGUAAUCCAUGCGCUCUGCCGUCUUGCUACUGAUGUUGACUUCUGGUUCUGCUCAAAACUGGUGAAAACGUGGGCUGGUUCGCAAUCUGGGACCAAGGUUCAAGGAAUCUCGACGGAGCUGAUUCAAGAACCCAUUCCCUUUUGGUUGAAAAGGGUAUAUUUGGAUGUCGAUAUUGGCCGUUCUUCAUGAUAUGAUCGUGCUCUGGCUGAGAUCCGAUCCACAGGUCAGAUCCGUCCAGAGAGACCUCCAGCUUUUGUCCCGUUUAGCACGAGAUCCUGAUUCUCACAAAAUCACUAAACGUACCGGUAAUUAUUUUGUUAAAUUUUUUUUUUGGGGAGUGUUGUGUUAUUUUUAUCCGGGAUUCAUUGUCGGGUCGAUUACUGCGAACAUGUCGGUGUCAGCUUGGUAUUAAAUUGUUAUUCUAACUAACAGGCAGGGUUUUUUUUCCCUUUUCCUCUGCUCCAUUCAGUUAAUUUUCUUUUUUUUUUUUUCUUCUUUCUAGCUGAUACAUGCUUCAGGGUUUCCCCAGGAAGGGAAAAUGUGCUGUAUGUGUUUCCAGUACUCGUGAGCGAUUUAAUUUUAAUGCACAUCAUAUGUAUUUCUAAACUUGACAAUAUUUGCACACUUGUUAAAACAGCCCAGCUGUCCCCCCUUUUUCUUUUCUUUUCUGUCCCGGAAGCAAUAGUGGAACUCUUGGCGAUUUUCUCACAGCUCUUCAAAAGGCAGAACACAAGGCCGGUGAACAAACUCGUUUCUGUGUUUUGAGUAGUUGGCUUCCCUUAACUUCGAAGUACUACUGAAUGGUAUCUGGUAUCACAGGAGCGCACACUUAAAGAUCAAGAGUGUGUGGUGUUUAAUGGCAGUGGAUUAGCAGAGUAAAGAACUGCAUCUCCAUCAGCAAACCCCUGAACAAAAACGUUUAAUAUGAAAUAAGCCUAAUUAGUUCAUCCUAUAAACACUCCUGAAAAGCUUUUCGACUGUUUUCAGCUAUUUUGAAAAAUAAACUGUGUCAGAUGGCGAAAAUACCGUCUCGGUAAGUUCCAGUCAAGUUGUCAAUGUGGCCCCUUAUAUAACCAUCAUCUAAGGAACUGAACUUCACCUGCAGUGGAAAAAAUACAUAUGAAAUGGUCCUCCUCAAUACGUCCAUGAGGAUUCACAGGAAAAACAGGACUCAUGCAGUUUAAAUAGCUCGGGUUAUACGUCCUGCAGCGGAAAAUAUCCACGAUUAUUCUUUCCACAUUCACUGGAUAUGAGCAAUCGUGCACUCUGAUUGGCUACUCUACUACUAGGAUAUUAGCUCAUAUACCAUGAGUAGAGAAAAACAAAAUGGCGGAGUGUGUUGCUGAACCAACUGAGGACGAAAUAAAAACUCUAUUUGAAAACAAAACCCGAAAAAUUAUUUAAAAAAAAAAAGCAACAAAAUAUGAACGUGUGUAUAUAUAUAUAUUUUUUUCCCAAGAAUUAUCGCAUUUUUCACAAAUUGCUCCUGUCAUUUCACCGGUUUGUUUACAAAGUUAUCAAAUUUUCUAAAAAUAAAAUGCUCCGUUACUCAAAAUCCAGUGAAUGUGGAUAGAAUAAAACAGUUAUUCCACUCAAUCAUGUUCGACAUGGAUUACAGAUAACUCGGUGCUACGCGCCUCGUCGGCUAUCGGCUCGCGUACGACUCGAUUUUGUGGAAUAACCGUUAAAUGUGGAGUUUCUAAAUACAAUCUCGGACGCACUCAAGCCAUUUUACCUCCUGACCUUAUGAGAAGGUUUUGCUUUCUUAAAGUGCACCUUUUUUCCAUUUCACCCAUUACUUUUUAAAUACUAUAAUAUGGUUUCAAUUUUUUCAGAUUUGUCUGUAUUUCAGCGAGUCCUUCUGUUUUGUCGGGGUUUAUUUUUUAUUUUUUUAAAUAGGGAUGUAUUGAUGCAAUGCUGAACAUGGCUAUUGGACCAAAACUUUCCUGAAUCACUGGAUUAUUAUCCAAUUUAACAAAUUUUCUGAUCCUGUCCGUUGGUGUGGGUGUGUGUGUGUGUGUGUUCCCCCCCCCCGAAAGCUUGACUGGUCAUUAUUUCUACCCGAAGCUCAUCUUUUGCUCCAAGAGAAUCGCAGCAAACAGGAUGUCCUCACAGCAACACCUUUUCUCUGAAAUGAGAGAGAGCAGGAUCAGUUCAUCCCUCGUUCUUUCCAAGUCAUCCCCUUUUACUGUGAAUGAGAAGAGGAUUUGGGUUUGCUUGUUGGAUCUGCUGUAAGUUAACUACUGUGUAGAAGUAGUGCUGGUGUGAGAGGAAGCUGUGGAUUUGUACAAUGAUUUAUAUCUUGUAAUAAAGGAUGAGCCUUUAAGUGCCUGAACUGGAUAGAAA
Molecule: messenger RNA, 4420 nt
Organism: Neoarius graeffei (lesser salmon catfish)
Lineage: Eukaryota; Metazoa; Chordata; Actinopteri; Siluriformes; Ariidae
Gene: golph3b
Product: golgi phosphoprotein 3b
Exons: 4
Coding region: 174-1055 (293 amino acids)
Biological process (GO): retrograde vesicle-mediated transport, Golgi to endoplasmic reticulum; Golgi organization; Golgi vesicle budding
Cellular component (GO): trans-Golgi network; Golgi cisterna; cytosol
Molecular function (GO): phosphatidylinositol-4-phosphate binding
Source: RefSeq, a predicted model, not a curated record